This is a messenger RNA of Chaetomium globosum CBS 148.51, 276 nucleotides long. RefSeq lists its product as uncharacterized. Lineage: Eukaryota; Fungi; Ascomycota; Sordariomycetes; Sordariales; Chaetomiaceae. The transcript has a single exon. Bases 1 to 276 code for a protein of 91 amino acids. The record is from RefSeq and is a predicted model, not a curated record.
AUGGAAGGGAGGGAGGCAGCACGGCCAACUGGGGCUGCGGAGCGGGAAGGAUGGGAUGACCUGAGUGGACAAGUCGGCCAGGGGGGGGAGGGCGGAGGGCAGAGGGCGGAUACGAUGGGUGGAUGGGACCCCGAGCUGCAAGGUCGACGAGGGAGGGUGGAGCGUGCGCGUUCUCGCUCUCGCUCGCCUGCUGUGCCUUUGAGCCAAGGACUCCAGUUGGCUGGAUCUCAGCAACCGUCGGGCUUCCGCAAGCCGCGCGACACUUGCAGGCUCUAG